Tetrapisispora phaffii CBS 4417 is the source of this 2457-nucleotide messenger RNA. It is a transcript of the gene SLK19, whose product is annotated as Slk19p. The coding region runs from base 1 to 2457 and encodes 818 amino acids. Lineage: Eukaryota; Fungi; Ascomycota; Saccharomycetes; Saccharomycetales; Saccharomycetaceae. The record is from RefSeq and is a predicted model, not a curated record. The transcript has a single exon.
AUGGAUUCAUCACCAAAAACUCCAAGAAAUAAGGUUGGUCCGAUUGAUUUUAUUGAUAUGAGGCAAGGAGAGCUAGGAUUAAAAGACAGUUCCGGUGAUUACAAAGUACAACCUGUUGGGAAGUCAUCGCCAUCGAGAAUGAAUGGCAUGCAAAACCAAUCCUUUGCUAAUUCUGAUUUGGCAUUAGAUUGUAUUCUAAGAACUAACCAACCUAGUGAUAACAAUAACAUGGAGAAGGAAAUAUUAGAUAAUAUUGAUAUUAAUCAGAUGUUCAAUCACAAAGCUGACAAAAUAAAAUCGUUUGCAAAAGAUAGUUACCAAGCCAUACAUAAGGAACUUAAUGACGAUGACGAUGAUGAUGACGAUGAUGUAGUCAGAAUGAAUCACUCUCCUAUUAAGAUUGAUAUAAGCUCACCUGUCAAAGCCUCAGAUGAAGCUGCUACAAACACACAUGAUACCGAUGUUGAUGGACCGAUAGUUAAGAGACCGAAAUUACAGCUGGAUGGCGCACCUGAUUUACAAAAGGAUUAUGGUGAGAGAGAAGACAGUUACAAUGAAGGAAAUACUUUACCGAAACAAAUCGAUAUGGUCGAUAUGAUCGAUAGUCCAAAUAAGUUUUCACUACAUGUUGAUAAUAUGAAAACAAUUGAAAUUCAGAAGGCCAUAUUCGAAACAACUAAUGAAGAAACCCAUAGGUUUGAUGAUAUGAAAGCUGAUAAAAAAAAUACAGAGAGUAAUUCUGAUAAAGUAAUCACACCAGAAAAACAAACAAGAGAUGAUACUCCUAAUUUGAAUAAAUUAACGCCGCUAUAUAAUACAGAUUUGGCUAUUAGCAUGCAACUAAAUCAUCUCGAAGAAAAUAAAAAAAAAUAUGUUAUAGAUGAACAUAAUAGUUUUAAAGUUAUAUCAGAAAGAAACAAAGAUCUGAUAGCGCAAAUAAAUAACCUCAAUAAAGAAUUAAAUAUUUCACUUUCUGCGCAGGAACAAACAAUAUACAACUUUAAAUUAUUAAAAGCAGAAUAUGAUGGAUUAUCAGAAAAAUAUGAAACAAAAAUAAACAUAACUGCAGAAGAGAUGGAAAAUAUUCAAACAGAAAGAGAGAAUCAAAAUAGGAAAAUUGAUAAAUUAAAGAAGAAAAUAAGUGAAUAUAAAGAUGAAAUUUCAAUGUUGAAUCAAAAUCAGAAAAUUCUACAAAAUAAGUACAACCAAACCUCUGAUGAAUCGGAAAAAUGGAAACUAUCUCAUGAAGAGGUUAAUGAUAAACUUCAAGCGCUAGAAAAAGACCAUCAAGCUGUGCUUAACAAUUUAAAUCAAUUAAUAUCUGAUAAAGAAAAGCUAGGCUCAGAACUCUCAUCAUAUGAAAAUCAAGUUAAAGACUUGAAUGAAAAUAUCCAUUCCCUGGAAGAGAAGGAUAAAUUGAAUAGUAAUAAGUUAGAAACCAUCACUGAAGAAUAUAAAACUUUGCAGCAGAAAUUACAAGACACAUUAAGCCAACAGAGUGGAACAACUAAUGAUUUAAAUAAACAGUUAGAAGAAACACGUUUAGCAAAAAUUGAAGUAGAGAGCCAAUUAGAUGAACUAAAAACCUCGUCUAUUAGUGAAAAGGAAACAUUAGAAAUCAAACUAAAAGAAACAGAACAACAGUUAGAAAAUAACACGAAAUUAGUUGACGAAUUACUUGCUAAGAAAACAUCACUAGAAACUGAGCUCCAUGAGAAAAUAAACUCAAUAGAGCUUCUAAAGAAACAGAAUACUGAAUCAAAUGAUGAUUCAGAGAUAAAUAAAGCUCAAGUUGGGCAAUUGAAAAUUGAAAUUCAAGCCCUCAAAGAAAAGGAGAUGGUUUUGAAUGACUCAAUCAAUAAGUUAGAGGAUAAAACUGAGGAAUGGAAGAUGAAAUAUCAAGAUAAAUGUUCUGACUUAGAUAAAAAUCGUUUAGAAGUGGAAAGUUUACAAAUGAAAUGUAAAAAUAUGGAAGAAGAGCAUUUAGCGGAAUUAGAAAGAGUGCAUGCAAACAUAAGCUUAUUGCAAACGUUAAUUGAAGAAAAUAAUGACAACAUGAAUACUUUGAAGAAAGAAAAUGAACUUUUAAAAACUGGGAAUUCUAAAACUAACCGUCAAGAAGAGACGAUGAAUGAAAAUAUGACCAAGAUGUCAGACGAGAUCAAUUCAUUAAAGACAGAAACAACUACUUUGAAAGAACAGUUAGCUAAUAAAGAGCAAGAAAUAAACAAAAGACUAAAAUUAUUAGCGGAAGACCUCUAUGUACAAUAUUCAAGUAAACAUGAACAGAAAGUAAAGUUAUUAAAAAAAGGCUAUGACUCAAAAUACCAAACAAAAAUCGAUCAAUUGACAUUACAAAAUGAGGGCUAUCUACAAGAGGUUGAUCAGUUGAAAAAACAAUUGGCUCUCGAACGUAACGAGAAGCAAAAAGUUCUACAACUUCUAGAGAAAGAAUGA